CAUCCCCUGUGCCUUUCCCUUGAUUCAUUCAUUCGCGGCCCUACCCUCUAGCUGGGUGCACGUCCUGUCGUGACAAAUUCGCGUCGUGUAGAGGUAAACAUUAAACAAUUAAACCCGACGUUAUCUGAUAGAGAAGACAGAAGACAUCGCCGUAAUAAGAUGAGAACGCAAGAAUAUUCUCCAGUUAAACAUACAACGUAAUGAAUAAACAAAAUACUUAAUAUACAAUUUAUAAGAAAUCAUAGGUACGCACAGACAAUAACAAAAGCCAAAUUAUUUAUUUAUACACAUACAUAAAAGUAGUUUUCAUAUUUAACUAAACAUAAGUAUAAAAUAAAUCAAUUAUAAUUAAAACUAACAAUAGUGACUGGCAUUUGUCGAUAUUAAUUGAAAUAUCGAUUAUAUUUAUUAUAAAUAACUCAAUUAAAUAAAAUUUUAAUAGUGAAUGCUAUUUACCGAUUGUUUAAAUAUCGAGAAUAUUUUUUAAAUAAAAAUUGAAUAGUGGUACCUAUUUGUCGGUAGUUCGAAAGUAUUUUUUUUUAAAGCGUAACGAUAAAGUUAGACAAAAUGAGUUGCGAAUCGCCGUCGUCAGCGAAAAAAUUCAAUUUAGCUUCAAACUUUAUGAGGCAAUUUCGGGACCCGGAUUCGAGGGAACUGAAGAAACUAUCUGCGAACCAGUUUAUGGAAGUCUGGAGUCACUAUGAUAGAGACGGUAACGGAUAUAUCGAGGGCACAGAGCUGGACGGCUUCCUGAGAGAAUUUGUGUCCAGUGCCAACUUUACCGACAUUAGCCCAGAUGCGGUAUCCGAUGAAAUGCUGGUUGAACUGAAGGCCUGCUUCAUGGAGGCCUAUGAUGAUAACCAGGAUGGCAAAAUUGACAUACGAGAGCUGGCUCAACUUUUGCCGAUGGAGGAAAAUUUUCUUCUUUUAUUUAGGUUCGACAAUCCAUUGGAAUCCAGUGUCGAGUUUAUGAAAAUUUGGAGAGAGUACGAUACAGACGGCAGUGGGUAUAUUGAGGCUGAUGAAUUGAAGAAUUUCCUCCGCGAUUUACUCAAAGAAGCAAAGAAGAUUAAUGACGUCUCCGAAGACAAACUAAUCGAAUACACCGACACCAUGCUACAAGUGUUCGACUCGAACAAAGAUGGUCGACUUCAACUUUCAGAGAUGGCAAAAUUGCUGCCAGUGAAGGAGAAUUUCCUCUGCCGACAGGUGUUCAAGGAGGGCAUUGAGGGUGCAACAAAAUUAACGAAAGAUGAUAUUGAGCGGGUAUUUUCUCUAUAUGACAGAGAUAACAAUGGCUCUAUAGAGAAUGAAGAACUACGCGGUUUUCUAAAAGAUCUUUUAGAACUAGUGAAAAAAGAUUACGAUGCGCAAGAUCUCCUUGAAUUUGAAGAAACUAUUCUCCAAGGCGUAGAAUACAGUAGCGAAGGGAAGAUCAGCAGAAAACAGCUAACGAUGAUCCUUUUAGCGCUCGCCAAACACAAUCAGGAAGAAGAAGUGUCAACACCAUAAAAGCCGCAGAACGUGACUGUCACUCCGUCCCAGUAGCAUGAGAUAAAAUUCUUUAACUUGGCUUACUCCACGGGCUCCGGUUUCACUCCGGUUACAGUUAUGUCUUGAGUUCAAGCAAAAGUGGGCGUGGCUUAUCAAACCGGGCCGGAAUGGAGCCGGAUCGUGUAGUUAAAGCUUUAUCCAGUAUUAUUUCGCAAGAUGAUAAGAAAUCUUUCACUUCUCAAUACAUAACAUUAUAAAAUAGUUACCAAAAUAUAUAAAAUAAAGAAAUACGACCUUUAGACGACAUAGACGAUAUAUUUUUUUAAUUAAAUGCUGAGUUGUUAAUUAUUAUUAUUGUGGAAUUUCUAUGGUGUUGUUUUAUGUAGUUUCAUGUAUAAUCUAUAUGUCAAUAUAUUAUACAUUUUGUAUAAAAUCUAUGUUAGUUACAAUAAUAAUUAUCGCAGCGCUAAAACAAUUUGCAGUGGCGUGCAUACCGUUCAUUUAAUUUAAAUUAUUAGACUUACACAUAAUAUUUUCCCAGUUUAAAUCUAAGAAUAACAUAAUUAACUACCUAUUCUAAUUUAUUUGUAGUUAUACAAAAUAAAAUCGCUAUCCUACAUUUUUUUAAAGUACCUAAGUAACUAUAUAUUUUUUUUAAUACAUAUAAGUAUUUAUUUAUCGAUUUUAUCGUUAGUACUCAGUUUUGCAAUGCACGCCAUUGCAAUCCUUAAGUUGCAAACAAAUUAAACUACACUGUGACACAGUCGUGAAGUAUCGUGCUACGGUCUACGACAGAGUAGGACACAACUCACACUCCGUCGUAGUCUACACUCUGUCGUAGCGCUCGCGUAGCACUGAAGGUUCGCUGGCGUUUGAGGCGAGAUGGUCUCGUCAGAGUGCGUUACGUGCGACACACCAAGUCACGGUUAUUUGUUUGUACCUUUAUGGCUGCUAUCAAAGAUGUUCUUUAUACUUACGUUCAUUCUCAAUGUUCAAUCUACCUGUAAUCUAUAGAUAAGUUACUUAGCAACGUUGUUAUUUUCCAAAAAUUGUAUGGUCUUUUGUCAAAUAAUAAUGUUGCUAAGGAACUUAUCUACUGAUUACAGAUAGAUUGAAUACUGAAAACAGACGUUAAUCUAUUUGGGUGUUAUAAAUAGGUAUAACUUAAGUGAGUGUGGUUUAAUCAUAUAAAUAAAAUAAUUUUGACGAUACUUCACAUUCAUUAAAUGAAGUUGAACUAUCGUGGUAUGAAUCUACUGGAAUUAAUUUAUAAAUUAAUGAAAAAAAGUGGGUAUUUCAUUCUUGGUAAGAACGAAUCUACUGCUUAAUCAAGUUGUCUGAAUGGUUUGUUCGUAAUUUUUAAUUUCGUUUAGAAAUAACUACAGUCCAAGAAUCAUCAUAAAACGCCAAAACAAAUGCCAAAUAAAUAAUAGUUUAAGUGUUUACUUACGAGUUUCUAAUAGCUGCAGAAGUUUUAUACAUAAAUUCUAUUUUCGUAUAUUGUAGAUAUCAUUAUUAAUUACCUACUAGGUACCUAGUUGACUUACAACAAUUAUUGCUAAAACUGAUUUUGCUAAAACACGCUUAAUAUCCACGACUCUUGAGUACAAAAGGACAAACUAAGGGUGCGCAAUGCGCAUCCACUGAAGUGGAGUGGAGCGGAGACUUGUGACGAGUCAUUGAGAAAUGACGUGAUAAAAACGUCACGUCAAGUUAUGUAACAAUAACCUUAUAGAGUCAACUGAACAUGUCUCCGCUACGCUUCAAUUUAGUGGAAACGCAUCAUUUUUAAGGUAAUCGUUGCUCCACGAGAAUUGAGAUGAACCGCAAAAUGAUGCGGUCCACCCCUCCUUCGAGUUUUAUUCAUGAGUCUUCAUUGAAUGUCGCAAUAGUCUGCGGACUUCCUUAAAGACAAUGUGCUGGGUAGUGGAGUGCAUAGGGUUCGAAACUAGGGUAGGCAUUAGUUAGCUUACCUAUUUAGAGGCUGUCAUGAUGAAAAAUGACCAUUGCGAUAUUUCAACUUGGGUAAACAGUGCUUUUAUGCCUCUAUGUACUGAACGCCACUG
Messenger RNA from Maniola jurtina (meadow brown), 3560 nucleotides. RefSeq names its product calbindin-32 (gene Cbp53E). Gene Ontology annotation, cellular component: terminal bouton; cytosol; nucleus. Gene Ontology annotation, molecular function: calcium ion binding. The coding region runs from base 568 to 1512 and encodes 314 amino acids. Gene Ontology annotation, biological process: regulation of long-term synaptic potentiation; regulation of presynaptic cytosolic calcium ion concentration. Lineage: Eukaryota; Metazoa; Arthropoda; Insecta; Lepidoptera; Nymphalidae. The record is from RefSeq and is a predicted model, not a curated record. The transcript has 13 exons.